Messenger RNA from Loxodonta africana (African savanna elephant), 1671 nucleotides. It is a transcript of the gene SHISA6, whose product is annotated as shisa family member 6. Gene Ontology annotation, biological process: regulation of short-term neuronal synaptic plasticity; regulation of AMPA receptor activity. Lineage: Eukaryota; Metazoa; Chordata; Mammalia; Proboscidea; Elephantidae. Gene Ontology annotation, cellular component: postsynaptic density; dendritic spine membrane; postsynaptic membrane. The transcript has 6 exons. The record is from RefSeq and is a predicted model, not a curated record. The coding region runs from base 1 to 1671 and encodes 556 amino acids.
AUGGCGCUGCGGAGCCUCCUGCUGCUGCUGCUGCUCUCGCUGGGGUCCCUUGACCUGCUGCCCGGCGCCCUCGGCGCCCGCGGCCGCGCCGCCAACCGGACCCUGAGCGCCGGCGCUGCUGCCGUCGGCGGCCGGCGACCCGGGGGGGCCCUGGCCCGGGGCGGCCGCGAGCUAAACGGCACCGCUCGGGCCCCCGGCGGCCCAGAGGCGGGGAGCCGGCGCGGGCAGCCCGCGUUGGCGGUGGCGGCAGCGGCGGCGGCGGCGCCCAGCGCGGCCGUCACCUACGAGACGUGUUGGGGCUACUACGACGUGAGCGGCCAGUACGACAAGGAGUUCGAGUGUAACAACAGCGAGAGCGGCUACCUGUACUGCUGCGGCACCUGCUACUACCGCUUCUGCUGCAAGAAGCGCCACGAGAAGCUGGACCAGCGCCAGUGCACCAACUACCAGAGCCCGGUGUGGGUGCAGACGCCCAGCACCAAGGUGGUGUCGCCGGGGCCCGAGAACAAGUACGACCCGGAGAAAGACAAGACCAACUUCACCGUCUACAUCACCUGCGGGGUGAUCGCCUUCGUCAUCGUGGCCGGCGUCUUCGCCAAGGUGUCCUAUGACAAGGCCCACCGCCCUCCUCGGGAGAUGAACAUCCACAGGGCUCUGGCUGACAUCUUACGGCAACAAGGACCAAUCCCCAUAGCACACUGUGAAAGAGAAACUAUCUCGGCUAUCGAUACCUCUCCCAAAGAGAACACGCCAGUCAGAUCGUCCUCCAAAAACCACUACACCCCUGUGCGCACGGCCAAGCAGACUCCAGGGCAUUAUGGGAAGGACGCUUACCGAAGCGGAGGACCUGAUCUCCAUAACUUCAUCUCAUCUGGAUUUGUCACGUUAGGAAGAGGACACACGAAGGGUGAUCAUCAGUGUAAACAUCCGAUUUUAAGCAGUGCUACCCAGACCCCUACACAUGAAAAGCCACGGAUGAACAACAUCCUGACAUCAGCCACCGAGCCCUACGACCUCUCCUUCUCCCGUUCCUUCCAGAACCUGGCUCACUUGCCCCCCUCCUACGAGUCUGCAGUGAAGACCAACCCCAGCAAGUACUCAUCUCUGAAGAGGCUAACAGACAAGGAGGCCGACGAGUAUUACAUGCGGAGGCGGCACCUUCCAGACCUGGCCGCCCGUGGCACCCUCCCCCUCAACGUCAUCCAGAUGUCACAACAGCAGAAGCCGCUGCCGAGGGAACGGCCCCGUCGGCCCAUUCGGGCCAUGUCGCAGGACAGGGUGCUGUCCCUGGAGCGGGGCCUGCCGGAUGAGUUCGGCAUGCCCUACGACCGCAUCCUGUCGGACGAGCAGCUGCUGUCCACGGAGCGCCUGCACUCACAGGACCCACUGCUGUCCCCGGAGCGGACGGCCUUCCCUGAGCAGGCCCUGUCACGGGCCAUCUCGCACACAGACGUCUUUGUGUCCACGCCCGUGCUGGACCGCUACCGCAUGACGAAGAUGCACUCCCAUCCCAGUGCCUCCGAUAACUCCUACGCCACCCUGGGCCAGAGCCAGACAGCCGCCAAGCGCCAGGCCUUCGCCUCGCGCAGACACAACACCGUGGAACAGCUGCACUACAUCCCGGGCCACCACACCUGCUAUACGGCCAGCAAGACCGAAGUGACCGUGUAA